UCAUGCUGUAAAGCAGAUGAAAAAGGGGGGUAUAAAAUGCAGGGUCUGUGCUGCAUUCCUCAUUAAGGGGCACCAAGUCUGUGACAUCAGCUUGUGUCACCCAAACGCGAUGCUAUCUGCUUGAGUUGCACUAUUACAAUCUGAUUGGGAAACAGAUGAGAUCAGAGCUUUUAAAGCCCACGGCUGCCUGGGAAAUGGUCCCUUUCUUCUGCCUAAAUCUGCAUUAUAGCAGGGGCGUGCACGUAAUCGGGGGCGCGCAGCAGGCAGCAGAAGGAGCCACAGCAAAGAUGGAGUCCCAGCAGCUGCAGGGAGGGAUGAAGUCAGCCAAGUCUCUGCCGUUUAAUUGACACUGCUAUUUUCUCCCCACAGAUGGCAUUGGUCUGUGGCAUCACUCUGCUUCUCUCCAUGUCUGCCACCCAGGGUAUAUCUCAUCUGGCUUGAGAGGCAAAUGUUGCUCCCAGGGACUGUGCUAUGUCUGAAUAGCUGGAAGAACAUCGGGGCACCUAGCUGCACAUCUUCUCCCGGGGUCUAGCCCCCUUGGCAUCCUGCUCAUCCUCUCCAGCAAACUGCAUGCAGGCGGUAAGGUUGCAUGGGCAAUCUCCAUAGCCACUCAUCAUAGGGUUGUGCCAGGAGGGUUCCUAAAAAAAAUAAAAUAAUAAUUUAAGUGGGGUAUUGUGUUGAGAGAUCGCCUGCCAAGAUGCUCCCUUCCCAAGAAGCCUCUAAGCUCUACCAUGACAAUUACAUGAGGAACUCCAGAGCCAUAGGCGUCCUAUGGGCCAUCUUUACCAUCUGCUUUGCCAUCAUCAACGUGGUGGUCUUCAUCCAACCCUACUGGAUAGGGGACAGUGUCAAUACACCCAAGCCUGGCUACUUUGGGCUUUUCCACUACUGUGUAGGCAAUGGGGCAGGCAACAGAGAGUUCACCUGCCGGGGAUCCUUCACAGAUUUCAGCACCAUUCCUUCAGGAGCCUUCAAGGCGGCUGCUUUUUUCGUGCUGCUGUCCAUGGUGCUGAUCCUGGGCUGCAUCACCUGCUUUGCCCUCUUCUUCUUCUGCAACACGGCCACUGUGUACAAGAUCUGCGCCUGGAUGCAGCUGUUUGCAGCUCUGUGCCUGGUGCUCGCCUGCAUGAUAUUCCCAGAUGGAUGGGAUGCAGAGACGAUUAAGGACAUGUGCGGGGACAAGACUGGAAAGUACUCCCUGGGAGACUGCUCCGUCCGCUGGGCCUACAUAUUGGCCAUUAUUGGGAUCCUGAAUGCCCUUAUUCUUUCCUUCCUUGCCUUUGUAUUGGGUAACAGACAGAAUGAUUUGCUUCUGGAUGACCUUAAGUCAGACAACAAAGACGACAUAAAGUAAAUGAACCCAGAGGGGGCAUAGGAUAGCCUCACCAACGCAGGAAUGUCUUCAGGCUGCCCACCGUCCCGUCCCACCCCAUUGGUAUUGUUAUUCCACUUCUUGUAUUGCUGUCCUCUGCCACACUGCCUUGAAUCCCCCCUCAUCCAGUGAAAUCUUCAUCUUAGCCUUGAAGAGAAUUCUUCCUCCACUAAGACGGUGCCUGCACUGCCGCAACGACGAGCCCCCUCCCCGAAGCCCUCCUAUGCUAAGUGAUAACCAGCGAUGGCGUUAAUAUCAGCUCCUUUUCCUUACCUGUCACCAUGGAUGUACAAAGUCUACUGGAAGCCAGGACAUUGCCCCUUUUCCAUAGUUUUUUUUUUUUUUUUUUCUUUUUUCCAUACCCUUUGUUGAAUCCGCAAGAGGCUGCUGCAAGGACAAGUCGCGAAACGCGUUGCAAAUUUUGUACAGACGAAAACUUAUCAAAAGCAUUUAUACCUCUAGAAUUCACCAUCCCGGAACUUACUCCUCUCUCCCACCUUCCUUUUCAGAAAUAUGGGGGGGAUAAAAAAAAAAAAAAAACUUUGUACAUACCUCCUAGACUGCCUAUAGGCUGAUGUUUGGCUACAGCGUGCUUGGACCUGAUGAUUUCAGCAAAUGCCUUUUGUACAGCAGGGCCACAAAAAAAAAACUAUUUAUUUGGUUAUUUUUACAUGUACAUUAGUCACUAUGAACUUCUCGCAACAGGGUAAAAAAAAAAAAAAUGAAAAAAAAGAGCAAUUUUUGACUUGUUCUAUAAUGACAGAGUCAGAAGUGCUGAAUGCGGUGUCUUUCUAUCCAUGGGGAAGAGAGCUGAGCAAGGGAGGACGGGAGGGACGGGAGGGACGGUAUGGCGGUUCAGUGAUGUACAUGAAGCCUCAUCAUCAUCGUCGUCACUCGAUUAUACAUCCUGAGGAUCGGUACAGCCGGAUCUAUAUACAAAGUACCGUACCUUGUAUAUAAACCAAAAAAAAAAAAGAGAAUUAACUGUGUAAAUAAGAGAAUAGGUCAAUGAAGGUAAAAUUCCUUUAAUCUGAAAUCCAAUACUCCAGAUCAGGGAAUUCCUUUAUUCCUUUAACUUUUCCCCACUCGUUUCAAGCAAGGUUUUACAAGACCAGAAGUAGAAGACUGAGAUCUAUUUCUAUAGUCUACCUCCCUGUGGUCCUCGAUUACCAGGAAAUUAUUUAAUGCAAUGUUUUCCAUAAAGGUUGCCUCCAGCUGUUGCAAAACUACAACUCUCAGCAUGCCCAGACAGCCUUCGGCUGUCUGGGCAUGCUGAGAGUUGUAGUCUUGCAACAGCUGGAGACACACUGUUCGUAAAACACUGAUUUAAGUCCCUGGCGAAGUGGAUCACAUCAACAAUGGACACUGUUUAAACCUCCUGUAAACGUCAUAGCCCAAGACUUGCCCACUGUUAAAGAAAUCAGGAUACAGAUUUUCCGAAAUUUCCCAUGCAAGCCUGUAGUCUUGGGCAAGUCUCGGACUUCAAUUUUUGCCAGGAGAUUUAAACAGAUAUCAUGCCGCCGGACCAUCAUUGGACCAACAAGGGAUAUGCCACUCGGAAUUAGUUCCAGACAGAAUCCGCUUGCAGCAGAACCCCAUUGAUCUCAAUAGGAUUCUGCUGCUCAGAGCACACGAGGGAAGUCCAUAGCAGAACUUCCAACUCUGGAUUCCCCUAAAAGAUUGUUCAUUUUUUGACCUCGUUCAGACAACGGAAAAUUUGCGGGAAUAUCCACCCGGAAAACAUGAGCUGACAUUCCACAAAUGUUCAUGUUCAGCCGGUGCUAGAACUGCACAGAAAUGUGCCAUCUCCAUAGACGGCAAUGCAUUUUUCGAGCGGAUUCCGCUGAAAGAAGGAACAUAUUCUUUUGGCGGAGAGCACAAUCUGAAUUUGUGCGACGAAAACAUCUGGCGCGGAAAUUCAGCUGUGGGCAAGGUGCAGCAGAAUCCCAUUGAAAACAAUGGGACUCUGCUGCAACGGAAUUUCCGAGCUGAAUUUUUGCAUCGGAAUUCGCUCGCAAAUUUCGCUGUGUGUAAACUUUCCCUUUUGAUGAAAUUCCGCCCAGAAAAGCCCAUUGUCAAUGGGACUUUGAAUUGAAGGAGUUAAAGGAAAACAGUCACCCGUUCACCAACACUAAACCCAAUACACCGGGUUAUAGUGCGGGCGAACAGGAGGCCAAUGCGGGGUCUCUGACUAAGGGUGAUUUCACACCACGUUUUGUACUUACGGUUCCCGUAUACUGCUGGGAGGAGGGGGCGGGGCUUAAUCGCGGCGCCCGCACUCAGCUGUAUAGGGGAACCGUAUUUAAUGUAUGUCUAUGAGCCGACCGGAGUGAACCGCAGCCUCCGGUCGGCUGCGUUUUCGGCCGUAUGCGGUUUCCCGACCGCAGGCAAAAAAUGUGGUC
Hyla sarda is the source of this 3774-nucleotide messenger RNA. RefSeq names its product LHFPL tetraspan subfamily member 4 (gene LHFPL4). Gene Ontology annotation, biological process: gamma-aminobutyric acid receptor clustering; sensory perception of sound. Gene Ontology annotation, cellular component: plasma membrane; postsynaptic membrane; inhibitory synapse. The record is from RefSeq and is a predicted model, not a curated record. The coding region runs from base 698 to 1354 and encodes 218 amino acids. Gene Ontology annotation, molecular function: GABA receptor binding. The transcript is spliced from 3 exons. NCBI's taxonomy places the organism in Eukaryota, Metazoa, Chordata, Amphibia, Anura, Hylidae.